CCGAGAGGUUGCGGUGCCUCUGUCAGUAACGAGUCAAGAAGCGCUCCCGGGAGGUGUAGGGACCGUCUUUUUAUUAACGCAACUGCCGGAGUCUCGAGGAGGUAUCCCGGCAGCCGUCACCAUGGUGAAGGAGCAGUUCCGGGAGACGGAUGUGGCCAAGAAAAUAAGCCACAUCUGUUUUGGAAUGAAGUCACCCGAGGAGAUGCGACAGCAGGCACACAUCCAGGUCGUGAGUAAGAACCUGUACAGCCAGGACAACAACCAUGCCCCCUUGCUAUAUGGGGUGCUUGACCACAGGAUGGGUACCAGUGAGAAGGACCGUCCUUGUGAAACCUGUGGUAAAAACUUGGCUGACUGUCUGGGCCACUACGGAUACAUUGACUUGGAACUGCCAUGUUUUCACGUGGGGUACUUCAGAGCAGUUAUAGGCAUCUUACAGAUGAUCUGCAAAACCUGCUGCCAUAUCAUGCUGUCCCAGGAGGAGAAGAAGCAGUUUCUAGAUUAUCUAAAGAGGCCUGGCCUGACCUACCUCCAGAAGCGAGGACUGAAGAAGAAAAUCUCUGAUAAAUGCCGAAAGAAAAACAUCUGCCAUCACUGUGGUGCUUUUAAUGGUACUGUGAAGAAAUGUGGAUUACUGAAGAUAAUUCAUGAGAAAUACAAGACCAACAAAAAAGUGGUAGAUCCUGUCGUAUCAAAUUUCCUUCAGUCUUUUGAAACUGCCAUAGAGCAUAACAAAGAAGUGGAGCCCCUGCUGGGACGAGCACAGGAAAACUUGAAUCCCUUGGUAGUUCUAAAUUUAUUUAAACAAAUCCCGGCUGAAGAUGUCCCUCUUCUUCUGAUGAACCCAGAAGCUGGAAAGCCUUCCGAUUUGAUUCUUACGCGACUUUUAGUUCCCCCCUUGUGUAUCAGACCCUCUGUUGUGAGUGAUUUGAAGUCUGGCACCAAUGAAGAUGAUCUGACAAUGAAAUUGACAGAAAUCAUUUUCCUAAAUGAUGUCAUUAAAAAGCAUCGGAUAUCAGGAGCUAAGACCCAGAUGAUCAUGGAAGACUGGGACUUCUUACAGCUACAGUGUGCCCUCUACAUCAACAGUGAGCUCUCAGGCAUUCCCCUUAACAUGGCACCCAAGAAAUGGACCAGGGGCUUUGUCCAGCGCCUGAAGGGAAAACAGGGUCGAUUUAGAGGCAAUCUCUCAGGAAAGAGGGUGGAUUUUUCUGGCAGAACAGUCAUCUCACCUGACCCGAACCUCCGAAUUGAUGAGGUAGCUGUGCCAGUUCAUGUGGCCAAAAUUCUAACCUUUCCCGAGAAAGUAAACAAAGCAAACAUCAGCUUUUUGAGGAAACUGGUUCAAAAUGGACCUGAAGUUCACCCAGGAGCUAAUUUCAUUCAGCAGAGACAUACACAGAUGAAAAGGUUUUUGAAAUACGGAAAUAGGGAAAAAAUGGCUCAGGAGCUCAAGUAUGGGGACAUCGUGGAGAGACACCUCAUAGACGGGGAUGUGGUACUUUUCAAUCGGCAGCCCUCGCUGCACAAACUGAGCAUUAUGGCGCAUUUGGCCAGGGUCAAGCCCCACCGAACCUUCAGAUUUAAUGAGUGUGUAUGUACACCCUACAAUGCAGAUUUUGAUGGUGAUGAAAUGAAUCUUCAUCUUCCUCAAACAGAAGAAGCUAAAGCAGAGGCCCUUGUUCUAAUGGGUACUAAAGCAAAUCUUGUAACUCCAAGGAAUGGAGAACCACUAAUUGCUGCUAUUCAGGAUUUUCUAACAGGUGCCUAUCUCCUCACUCUUAAGGACACUUUCUUUGACCGAGCCAAAGCUUGCCAAAUCAUUGCUUCAAUAUUGGUUGGCAAGGAUGAGAAAAUUAAAGUUCGCCUCCCACCUCCUACAAUAUUAAAGCCUGUCACCCUGUGGACAGGAAAGCAGAUCUUCAGUGUCAUCCUCAGACCUAGUGAUGACAGUCCAGUGAGGGCCAACCUUCGAACCAAGGGCAAGCAGUACUGUGGCAAAGGAGAAGAUCUCUGUGUCAAUGAUUCCUACGUUACUAUCCAGAACAGUGAGUUGAUGACUGGUAGCAUGGACAAAGGAACACUGGGAUCAGGGUCUAAGAAUAAUAUUUUCUACAUUCUGCUGCGAGACUGGGGCCAGAAUGAAGCUGCCGAUGCCAUGUCACGGCUUGCCAGGCUGGCGCCUGUCUACCUCUCAAACCGUGGAUUCUCGAUUGGGAUUGGUGACGUCACACCUGGCCAAGGGUUGCUAAAGGCCAAGUAUGAGUUACUGAAUGCUGGCUACAAAAAAUGUGAUGAGUACAUUGAAGCCCUAAACACAGGCAAGCUGCAGCAGCAGCCUGGCUGCACUGCUGAGGAGACUUUGGAGGCUCUGAUCCUAAAGGAGCUGUCGGUGAUCCGUGAUCACGCCGGCAGUGCCUGCCUCCGGGAGCUGGACAAGAGCAACAGCCCUCUCACCAUGGCUCUGUGCGGCUCCAAAGGUUCCUUCAUUAACAUAUCACAGAUGAUUGCCUGUGUGGGACAGCAAGCCAUCAGUGGCUCCCGAGUUCCAGAUGGCUUUGAAAACAGGUCCUUGCCUCACUUUGAAAAACACUCAAAGCUUCCAGCUGCCAAAGGCUUUGUGGCUAAUAGCUUUUAUUCUGGUUUGACACCAACCGAGUUUUUCUUCCACACAAUGGCUGGCCGGGAAGGUCUAGUUGACACAGCCGUAAAGACAGCUGAAACAGGAUACAUGCAGAGAAGGCUUGUGAAGUCCCUCGAAGAUCUUUGUUCACAGUAUGAUUUGACAGUCCGAAGCUCUACGGGUGAUAUUAUACAGUUCAUUUAUGGAGGAGAUGGCUUAGAUCCUGCAGCUAUGGAAGGAAAAGAUGAACCCUUGGAGUUUAAAAGGGUUCUGGACAACAUCAAAGCAGUCUUCCCGUGUCAGAGUGAGCCUGCUCUCAGUAAAAACGAACUGAUCCUGACCACUGAGUCGAUCAUGAAGAAGAAUGAGUUCCUCUGCUGCCAGGACAGCUUCCUGCAGACCUUAACUGAGACAGGCUAUGAGAAGUAUAACGAGGAAAUAAAAAAAUUCAUUAAGGGAGUUUCUGAGAAGAUCAAGAAAACCAGAGACAAAUAUGGCAUCAACGAUAAUGGCACAACAGAGCCCCAAGUGUUAUACCAGUUGGACCGGAUCACCCCAACCCAAAUAGAAAAGUUUCUGGAGACCUGUAGGGACAAGUACAUGAGGGCACAGAUGGAACCAGGUUCUGCGGUAGGUGCACUCUGUGCCCAGAGCAUUGGUGAACCAGGCACCCAGAUGACCCUGAAGACUUUCCACUUUGCAGGUGUGGCCUCCAUGAAUAUCACUCUGGGUGUGCCCCGGAUCAAAGAGAUCAUCAACGCUUCCAAGGCCAUCAGCACUCCAAUCAUCACGGCACAGCUGGACAAGGAUGAUGAUGCGGAUUACGCUCGCCUUGUGAAAGGGAGGAUUGAGAAAACCCUCCUGGGAGAGAUUUCAGAGUAUAUUGAAGAAGUGUUUCUUCCCGAUGAUUGCUUUAUUCUCGUCAAACUCUCCCUGGAACGGAUUAGACUUCUGAGACUGGAAGUGAACGCUGAGACGGUGCGGUAUUCCAUCUGCAUGUCCAAGCUCCGUGUGAAGCCGGGUGAUGUGGCUGUUCACGGCGAGGCUGUGGUGUGUGUCACCCCCCGAGAAAACAGCAAGAGCUCCAUGUACUAUGUGCUGCAGUUCCUGAAAGAGGAUCUCCCCAAGGUGGUGGUACAGGGCAUCCCAGAGGUGUCCAGAGCUGUCAUCCACAUCGACGAGCAGAGUGGAAAGGAGAAGUACAAGCUCCUGGUGGAGGGCGAUAACCUGCGGGCAGUCAUGGCCACCCACGGUGUCAAGGGCACCCGAACCACCUCCAAUAACACGUAUGAGGUGGAGAAGACUCUGGGCAUUGAAGCUGCCCGGACCACCAUCAUCAAUGAGAUCCAGUACACAAUGGUCAACCACGGCAUGAGCAUUGACAGGAGACACGUGAUGCUGCUCUCUGACCUGAUGACCUACAAGGGGGAAGUUCUGGGCAUUACUAGGUUUGGCCUGGCCAAGAUGAAAGAGAGUGUGCUGAUGCUGGCCUCCUUUGAGAAGACGGCUGACCACCUCUUUGAUGCUGCCUACUUUGGGCAGAAGGACUCCGUGUGUGGGGUGUCUGAAUGCAUCAUCAUGGGAAUCCCCAUGAACAUUGGAACUGGGCUGUUCAAGCUGCUCCACAAGGCUGACAAAGACCCGAGCCCUCCCAGGAGACCCCUGAUCUUCGACACAAACGAAUUCCACAUCCCCCUUGUCACAUAGUCCAAGGAAGAGGGGACCAUGCCUGACCUUGUCCUGUCUAGAAAGGGCCUUCAGACCAACAGCUGCCUCGGCCAUGUGCUCCCUGGGGCGGAGGCCCUGGUUCCCACGCCUUGUCAGCAGUCAAAGAAGGCCCCUGCGCCCCCGGGAGCAGCUCACCCACUAACUGACCACACCGCUUGGUCAGGACAACUGAGUUUUCUCUGUCGUUUCUUUAAACCUAACCCAGGAAUAACUCCAGGCGUCCUGCCCACCCACCUCCCUGACUUACAGGGAUGCCCUGCCAGGCAUCUUCACUGCUUCCCACUUCACUCAUCUGCCCAUCAGGGCCCAGGACCGAGGGUGCUGAGCCCCAGAGCCAAGGCACAGCCCCAGGUUUCCAGUUCCUCAGUCAUGCUGGAAUCUCAGUCUGAUGUACCCUUGUAAAUACUGUUACUAUUUAUUCAGUUUAAAAAUUUGGAGGUUUUGUUAUUUGGUUUUACUUUUGAAACCACGAAAGCCAGCAUUGAAGUGUCACUGGAAAAACUGGUUAAGCAAAUGAGACAGUCUAGGAUUUGUAAUUGAUUUGAGGCUGCCGUGAGGCCCAAGCUGCUCUGAAAUGCCUUUCACAGGUGCCCUGGCCACCCUGUCGUUUUCGUCUACCUCCAGUCCCACAGGUUGUGGCACUGCCUUGUCACUACUAUGUGACAGAGUCAAGCCUGUUCUUCGUGGCCUUUGGGCCCUGCUGAGGUGGGGACUGUCUUUAUAUGUGGAGAUGAUGAGCGAGGCCGGUCCAGGCUGCCUGUACUGGCAUCUGCACCCCUCCUGAAGCAACAGGCAGGUGCACAACUGGUGGCUUAAAAAGUGCCCCAGGGGCACUGGCAGCAGGUGCCAGCUGUAAGGGGUGAAAGGGUCACUCAGAGGAAUGGAGACCCACAUGGGUGAGUGCCAGCUGGAUCUGGGGACUUGCCCACUUGGCAUGGCAGCCUCCUCGAACGGAAAAUGUAUGGUGACAACAGAAAGCAUGUGUCAGGCUGUGAGGAGAGAACCAGCAGGGUAUCCCAGAAAGACCCUCGUUUAUCCCUGAUCUGUGUGGCUCAGUGGGUUGGGCAUCAUCCCGCAAACUAAAAGGUCACUGGUUUGAUUCUCCGUUGGGGCACAUGCCUGGGUUGUGGACCAGGUACUCCCUUGGGGGUGAGCAAGAGGCAACCGAUCAAUGUUUCCCUCUCUCCCUCUCUUCCCCUCUCUCCAAAAAUAAAUAAAAUCUUAAAAAAGAAAAAAGAGACCUGCAUUUAGUAUACUCAGGCAUCUGCCAGUGAAUGCACCCUUGCUAGUGGAUUCUUCAGGGUUUCUGAGGGGGAUAUCUGCAACAUAGGAAAGAAAAGUACAUAGCUUGUCUUCUAGAGAGCAGGAAGGGUUUGGUCCUGGAGACUGCCUUCUUUGUGCCAAGUUGGCCCAGGGCCACAGAGAAGAAAUAGUGAUGGCUGCAGCCCCUCUGCCCCUGGAGAAUGUACUGUGGAGCCUCAUCCCACCGUCCUGACUCCUUCCUGCCCAGUGGGGCCUUUCAGGACCAAGGCUUCUUGGUUGGGAGUGAGGGGAUAGUGCAAAAAAAGUAAGGCUUUGACACCAAUUCUGGCUCCAUACACUUGAGAAGGUUUACUUAUAUGACUCAGUCAAUUUAUCUCAUCAUGUAAAGCCACUGGAAGAAAUAGCCUGAACCAAAGAGAUGGGAGUUUAUUGUUGAGCAGGAAGAUGGUUUGGACGAGUAGAGAGAGGGGUGUAGUAAAAGAAAAAGUGGCAGUCUCAAAGAAUUUAAGUGGUGUUUUUUAGACUUACAUUUUUUGGACAUUUCCUACUUGAUUCCCGUGUUACUGAGUUGAUGCUGCUGAAGUACUUUGGUCCGUGUUAGAAUGGGUGCUUGCUCCCCCAUGCUGAUGUGGUUCUGAAUUAGGAAUUCUUAAUCUGAAUUAUUUU
Messenger RNA from Phyllostomus hastatus (greater spear-nosed bat), 6280 nucleotides. It is a transcript of the gene POLR3A, whose product is annotated as RNA polymerase III subunit A. Gene Ontology annotation, molecular function: DNA-directed RNA polymerase activity; DNA binding. Gene Ontology annotation, biological process: DNA-templated transcription. Bases 122 to 4330 code for a protein of 1402 amino acids. The record is from RefSeq and is a predicted model, not a curated record. The transcript has 32 exons. NCBI's taxonomy places the organism in Eukaryota, Metazoa, Chordata, Mammalia, Chiroptera, Phyllostomidae.